UGUUACGAGAGUAUGAGUGAGUGAACCCUAAAUUUCACUCUCUCUCGCUCUCGAAAACUAUCUUCUUCUCCAGUGGGCGAAAUCCAUAUCCGCGAUUGAUAAACCACUGGAGAUCAUACUUACCCAAUACAAAGAGAGUCUGCGAUCCAAUCUCCACACCUACUCGAUUCAUCGGCUGUUGCUUUAUUAAACCCCCAAAUUGAUCCCCUUUUCUUCAAUUGAAAAAAGCCCCAAUUAAAACCCCUAAACCAGAUUAAACGAAUUUCACACGAAAUUGAUCCCUUUUCUUUAUAACAAAAAACCCAAUUGAAACCGUGAAAUCGUCCCUUCUUUUGUUGAAGCCGGCGACCAAGGUGGUGGCGGCACUGAAACGACGAGAAAGGAUUGAAAGUGGUUUAAGGUCAAGAAUAAUGGGUGCAGACAAUGAGUACUUGAGUUCUGACAGUGAUGUAGAAGAGGGCGGAGAUUUUGAGUUUUCUGAUGAUGAUUUAGAUGUACCCGAUGAUGUAGACGAGACACUUUAUGAUGAUGAAUGUGGAGAUUUUGAACGUUCUGAUGAUGAUUCAGAUGGGUCGGUUGAUGAUCCGCGAGAAAAGGUUUUUACGGUACUGACGGAGGAAGAUAUAGGUAAGCGACAGGAAGAAGAUAUUACACAGGUAUUUGCUGGGCUUUCUAUUGGAAGAGCAUCAGCAACCAUCUUGCUAAGGCACUAUAACUGGGAAGUUAAUAAAGCGCUGGACUCAUGGUUUGCGGAUGAAGAAAAAGUUCGCAAGGAUGUUGGCUUGUUAGAGGAGCAAGUAGUUCCAAUUCAAGACACGGAGAAUGUAAUCGAUUGUCGGACCUGCUUCGAUAAGUUCCCUCGCGAUGGCAUGCGUGCUACUGCUUGUGGUCAUCUCUUUUGUAAAUUGUGUUGGACGAAAUAUGUUAGCAUAAAGAUUGACGAUGGACCUGGCUGUUUAACAAUGCGAUGUCCUGAACCGUCUUGUGCUGCCGCUGUUGGUCAAGACAUGGUUAAUGAAUUAGUUUCUGAUAAACAUAAGGAGAAGUAUUCCCGUUACCUUUUAAGAUCUUAUGUAGAGGAUCAGAAAAAACUCAAAUGGUGCCCUGGUCCAGGAUGUGAGUAUGCUGUUUCCUUGGUUGCUGGUAGUUCAAGCUAUGAUGUUAUUUGCAGUAGCGAUCAUAGCUUUUGCUGGAAUUGUCUUGAUGAUGCACAUCGUCCGGUGGACUGUGGCACUGUUGGGAAGUGGGCCUUGAUGAACACUAACGAGUCUGAAAACAUAACUUGGAUAUUUGCUAACUCGAAAUCUUGUCCAAAGUGCAAAGUACCAAUUCAGAAAAAUGAGGGGUGUAUGCACAUGACAUGCUCUUGCAAAUUUGAGUUCUGCUGGCUCUGCCUUGGCGAUUGGUCGACUCACGCAGAGGGAACAGGUGGUUCUUUUGCGUGUAAUAUCUAUGAGAAAGCAAAAGCAGAAGGAGCAUAUGACGAGGAAGAAAAAACUAAACAAGAGGCAAAAGAUUUCUUGGACAGAUAUGCUUUUUUCUAUGAAAGAUUUGUAGAAAACCAGAAGUCAAGGCUAAAGGCUAUUGAAAGCUUGAAGAAAAUGCUCUCCGAGGAUUUAGCAAAGCUUAUCGACAGAUAUGCCUUGUCUGAAAUGGAGCUUGGGGUUAUUACAGAUGCUUGGCGACAGAUUAUCGAAUGUAGGCGUGUUCUAAAGUGGACUUAUGCCUAUGGAUACUACUUACCUGAUAGUGAACAUGCAAAACAGAACUUAUUUGGCCAUUUGCAAGGUGAAGCUGAGUCUGGGUUGGAAAGGCUCCAUCAGUGUGCAGAACAGGAAUUACAAAUAUAUCUCAAAGAAGAUGACUCAGAUGAUCUACACCAGCUGAGUACAUCUUUGUAUGGCUUCAAGGUUUUCCAUACAAAGCUACUUGGACUGACCAAAGUCACUGGGAAUUACUUUGGAAACCUGGUCCGUGCGCUAGAGAAUGGCCUUUCAGAUGUAAACUCACAAGAAUGGUGAAGAGGCUCAAAUUUUCAGAGGAAGGAAUUGCAGGAAGAAACAAGAGUUUUAUGAGUGUUGGUUUGAUUUUUUACUUUAUUUAUAUUUUUCGUGGAUCGGAAGUAUUUUAGGAAUUGUUUUGGGAAUACAAUUGUAUGGAGUUGUAAACGAUUUGUAUUAUGGGGAAUAUAUCUCCACACAAGUACUUUUAACAGUUUUGCAGGAAUCUUCGACCACUCAAUCGAUUCAUCCUUUAAGUUUUACCUUGUA
Molecule: messenger RNA, 2270 nt
Organism: Papaver somniferum (opium poppy)
Lineage: Eukaryota; Viridiplantae; Streptophyta; Magnoliopsida; Ranunculales; Papaveraceae
Product: probable E3 ubiquitin-protein ligase ARI8
Exons: 2
Coding region: 411-2021 (536 amino acids)
Biological process (GO): ubiquitin-dependent protein catabolic process; protein polyubiquitination; positive regulation of proteasomal ubiquitin-dependent protein catabolic process
Cellular component (GO): ubiquitin ligase complex; cytoplasm
Molecular function (GO): ubiquitin protein ligase activity; ubiquitin conjugating enzyme binding; zinc ion binding
Source: RefSeq, a predicted model, not a curated record